Messenger RNA from Boeremia exigua, 732 nucleotides. RefSeq names its product necrosis inducing protein-domain-containing protein. NCBI's taxonomy places the organism in Eukaryota, Fungi, Ascomycota, Dothideomycetes, Pleosporales, Didymellaceae. The record is from RefSeq and is a predicted model, not a curated record. The coding region runs from base 1 to 732 and encodes 243 amino acids. The transcript is spliced from 2 exons.
AUGCGCUUCACUACUAUCCUGUCCUCUGUAGCUUUGGCUACCAGCGUCUUCGCCGCUCCUACCCCUGGAGACCUUGAGACUCGCGCUGUGGUGAACCACGAUUCUCUCAAUCCCAUUUCCACUCGCUUGCAAGGUGGAAGGAUUGGUCGUGCAAUCCAGAUGUUCACUCCUCUGCUCCAUAUUGCCCAUGGCUGCCAGCCGUACACUGCUGUCGAUGAUGCUGGAAACACUAGUGGAGGACUCCAAGACACUGGCAACGUCAGCGCCGGCUGCCGCGACGGCAACAAAGGCCAGAUCUACGCCCGUGCUGCAUGGCACAGAGGCAAGUUCGGUAUCAUGUACGCCUGGUACUUCCCUAAAGACCAGCCUAUCGCAGGCAACGUUGCUGGUGGCCACCGUCAUGACUGGGAGAACGUCGUCGUCUGGAUUGACAACCCUGCCAACGAUAACCCCCGUAUCCUCGGUGGUGCUGCUUCCGGGCACGGCUCGUACAAACGUACCAACAACCCUAUUCGCCAGGGCAACAAUGUAAAGGUCGAAUACUUUACUACCUUCCCGACCAACCAUGAGCUCCAGUUCACAAACACUGUUGGCAGGAGCUAUUGGAUUAGCGAUUGGGACCGUAUGCCUGCUGCGGCCCAGGGGGCGCUUGCAAACACGAAUUUUGGUAGUGCAAAUGUGCCUUUCAAGCCCGCCAACUUCAUCAACAAUCUCGACAGGGCUUUUGUUUAA